AUGCCAUAUAUAUCUCGCUGGACUGUUCCCAUCCCGGAAUGUUCAUUAUCGACGUUCCUCUUCAAGUCGCCCUCCUACCCCCUCGGCACCAAGCGUGCUUUCUCAGAAGCGGCUCGGCCAGACACUCACUACCUAACGCGCGAGCAAUUUCGAUUAUGGGCACAGCGAUUCGCCCUUGGCCUUCGACGGUCCCGGCAUUUCAAAAAAGGAGACCGCAUCUUGUUGUUUAGUGGCAAUGACCUCUUUGUCCCCGUCGUCUUCAUGGGCAUCCUCUGCGCCGGUGGAAUCUUCAGCGGCGCGAAUCCGACCUUCGUCGCAAGGGAAUUGGCCCACCAACUAAAAGACAGUGGAGCUACGUAUCUUCUAUGCGCGGAUGGCUCAAUCGAUACAGGUGUCGAAGCCGCCCGAUUGGCCGGACUUGAUCCUCUCGAGAGAGUCUUCGUGUACAACGCCAAAAUAUAUGACGGAGAAACUCAGGGUUUGAAGGGUUGUAAAUACUGGAGUGAAUUGAUUGCCCCGGCGGCAGAUGCAAAGGAUUUUCAAUGGGACGACCUCUCGGGUCCAGGAGAAUGCCACACCACCUUGGCCCUAAACUACAGCAGCGGCACGACGGGUGUUCCGAAGGGGGUUGAAAUCACGCACCGCAAUUACAUCUCUAAUACUAUCCAAGUGGCCAAAAUGUCAGAGCUCCACCCAGAAUACGAGGCCCGAAAUGCUCACGCGUCGUGGCUUUGCUUUUUACCACUGUAUCACGCCUACGGUCAAACCUUCUAUGUGGCCGGUGCAUUCAACAGACAAAUCCCCGUUUAUGUCAUGCCCAAGUUUGACUUCGUCCAACUCCUCGAAUACAUCCAAAAAUUUCGGAUAACAGAUCUCACAUUGGUACCACCGAUUGCAGUAAUGCUCGCCAAACAUCCGGCGGUGGAGAAAUACGAUCUCAGCUCGGUGGUAAAUAUUGGCUCCGGUGCGGCGCCCUUGGGUAGAGAUGUCUCGGCCCGGGUGGAACGGCGAUUAGGACAUAGUUUGAAUUUCAAACAGGGAUGGGGGAUGACUGAAUGUACCUGUUCCCUCCUCGGCUGGGAUGUCAACCGCAUUUCCACAUCCCAUUCUGUCGGCGAACCCAACCCUAACUGCGAAGCUAAGAUUAUGACUGAAGACGGUGCUUCUGAAAUCACUACCCGUGGGUCAAGUUCUGUCGGUGAACUUUGGUGCCGUGGUCCAAACGUCAUGAAAGGCUAUUGGCGCAACCCCAAGGCCACUGCCGAAACCCUCACGCCAGAUGGUUGGUUGAAGACCGGCGAUAUUGCCUACGUCGACUCCGACGGCAUGUUUUUCAUCGUGGAUCGGAAGAAAGAACUCAUCAAGGUCAAGGGAAACCAAGUAGCACCCGCCGAACUGGAGGCCCUGUUGCUUGAGCACUUUGGAAUUUCAGACGCCGCUGUUAUUGGCAUGCCUACCCAAGACGGAGACGAGAAGCCUCGUGCGUUCGUGAUUCGGCAGGCCAACCCGGAAGGUGAGAAACUCACAGAAGAAGAAGUUAAGAAGUUCAUCGAGGGCAAGGUCGUGCGCUACAAGCGGUUAGCUGGCGGUGUGGAGUUUGUGGACUCAAUCCCAAAGAAUCCGUCCGGCAAAAUCCUCAGGAGACAGUUGAGGGACGCCACAAGGGAGAGGCUGAGGAGACAAGGCGCAAGGCUGUAA
Messenger RNA from Rhinocladiella mackenziei CBS 650.93, 1698 nucleotides. RefSeq lists its product as uncharacterized. The record is from RefSeq and is a predicted model, not a curated record. The coding region runs from base 1 to 1698 and encodes 565 amino acids. Gene Ontology annotation, biological process: secondary metabolic process. Gene Ontology annotation, molecular function: CoA-ligase activity. Lineage: Eukaryota; Fungi; Ascomycota; Eurotiomycetes; Chaetothyriales; Herpotrichiellaceae. The transcript is spliced from 2 exons.